AUGGGAAUUUGUCGGUACGAGACGCCGCAGGAUGAUGGCAAGCCCCGGAAGGUGCCAUGCGAGUCGCUGCGCAUCACCUACGAGGACCCGUUGACCCAUGUGCAUCGGGCAGAGGAAGUGUUUCUGGACCCUCGUGACCUCUGGUCCCGUGGCCAAAGUUUACUUCUGGUGAAUGGAGCCUCAUUGGUGGCCUUGCAAGCCAAGUCUGACAAGGAGCAAUCCUUUGCACUGAGCUCCCAAAGCGCCACAGAGCGGUGUCGUAGGGACUACCUUCGGGAGCAACGACUACUCCUGGACGAGCUGGCGAGACUGUUGGAGUCGCACGCCUAG
This is a messenger RNA of Cladocopium goreaui, 330 nucleotides long. NCBI's taxonomy places the organism in Eukaryota, Dinophyceae, Suessiales, Symbiodiniaceae. The record is from the annotation of a GenBank genome assembly.